AUGGCACCGUGCUCCAGUGUGAGCAUGGCCCCUGUUCGAGCAGAUUGGCUGACCCCGAGUUUCGCUUGCCUGAUUCUCUAUGGUUUCUGGGGCUUCUUGGGAAAGCUGGCUUUGGUGCGUGGUCUCUCGGGUUCUCAGGAGGCUGGUUUGGAAAAGGUGGGAUUCUUUCUCACCCUGGCGGUCAUUCUGAAGCCCUCUUCCUCGGGCGAUCCCUCCAGCCCUGGCCUUCUCUCGCAAUCGAAAUUUGCGAUUCUGGCAUCGUUGCUGAGUGGAGUAACUGCGGCGCUGGCUAACAUGUGCUACACUCGGGCGAUGGUGCAUGGUGAUGCAGGGGCAGUGUCUGCAAUUACUGCAUCCUAUCCGCCUGCCACGCUGCUUCUCUCCGCCGUUUUCAUGCGCGAGAAGCUAUCGAAGAGCAAACUGCUGGGCUCCUUCUUCACCCUCCUGGGCGCCUAUUUCAUGGCGCGCAGCUGA
Symbiodinium sp. CCMP2592 is the source of this 474-nucleotide messenger RNA. The record is from the annotation of a GenBank genome assembly. NCBI's taxonomy places the organism in Eukaryota, Dinophyceae, Suessiales, Symbiodiniaceae.